GCAGUAAACGCAAAAUAAAUUUCCUCCAAUGAUGAGUUGCACCUCAGACCUACCCUCCUCAUAGUCCCUAGUUCAAUUGUGAGUGCUCCAGUCCACUGCGCUUACCAUCUCCCACACAACCCCAUGCGCAAGCCACUUUUGCAGAGUUAUAAAACAUUGGGAAUUAUUGCAAUCAAUGUGUUAUUUUGUGUCGCAAUAAUAUUCCUAUCGCUGCUGUCUCUAUUUUCUGGAAGGCGUAGAAAGAAGAAAAAUGCCAACGACAACUAUCCAUACGUGAAAGUGCCCACAUGAGAAAUCCCAAUGUGUGGACCAACCAUAUCCUAUGGAAUGAACAAAAGCAUGGCUCCUAUUGUUCUUUUAAUGUGUGGUAACGUAUAAAUCACUUAUUAAUAUAUAAUGACAUUUGCAAGCUGAUAUUGUACAAUACCAACUACGAAAACUAAAGUGAAUUUUGUACCAUGGCGAAACGCUUUGCAUUCAAAACAGGCAGGGAUAAAUAAAG
Dicrocoelium dendriticum is the source of this 502-nucleotide messenger RNA. The record is from the annotation of a GenBank genome assembly. Lineage: Eukaryota; Metazoa; Platyhelminthes; Trematoda; Plagiorchiida; Dicrocoeliidae.